This is a messenger RNA of Anastrepha obliqua, 2391 nucleotides long. Its product is annotated as choline/ethanolamine kinase. The coding region runs from base 765 to 2087 and encodes 440 amino acids. The transcript is spliced from 8 exons. NCBI's taxonomy places the organism in Eukaryota, Metazoa, Arthropoda, Insecta, Diptera, Tephritidae. The record is from RefSeq and is a predicted model, not a curated record. Gene Ontology annotation, molecular function: ethanolamine kinase activity; choline kinase activity. Gene Ontology annotation, cellular component: cytoplasm. Gene Ontology annotation, biological process: phosphatidylethanolamine biosynthetic process; CDP-choline pathway.
CGCUAAAAAGUUAGACGCAGCAGUUGAGUAGCAAAUUGAAAACAAAAAAGGAGAAAAACCGGAAGAAUUGAGAAUAUUGGCGAUAAGCUAAUGCCUGAAGAGCCCAGAUAACAAAAACACCACAUAGCUUAUUGCUCACAAACAACAAAAAUAGACUGUUCGCCUGGUGCUGGCAGUCAGUUACUCAUAAGCUUCGUACGGAGUGAAUUCGAUUUUCUUAUAGCUGCGGUACACGAAAUAUUUUAUUCGUGUUUUUUCACAAUUUCUGAGAGUUUAAAAUCACAUUUAGGUGGAGUACAUAAAAUAAACAAAAUAAAACCAAUUCUUAAAGCAAAAAUAAAAGGCUGAAAUAAUUGAAAACAAGCUAAAAUUAAUUAAUUAAUUUUGAUGUUAUUUUGUGUUGACUUGUAAUUCGCACAGAAAAAUAUAUUGCAUACAUUAUCUAUAAAAAUAUAGGAUAGAUAAAUAAUAGAAGAGCUCAUAAAGUGCGGUUAAUAGUGGUGUGUAUGUGUGUGAUAUUUUUACAAAUAAUUUAAAUUACAUACAAGUACCGAGUACACCUGUUUUGUUCCCAACGUAUUGCUGCUUAUUGAAAAAAAAAAAACAAAAAAAAAAAACAGCUAAAAACGUGAGCGAACAAAGCGCUUGGAGGCGAACGUACAAACGAAAAUUGAAGGCAAGAGUGCUGCGCAGUUACCAAGGUGAAAACGUAGCAACGUCAAAAACACUGUAUAAAACCGGGACAAUCGCACUGUCAAUCAUCGAUGUCGACGCUACAAACGGCCUCGACCGAGGAAAUUCGCGUGCUAGCUGCUCGAUUGUGCCGCGAAUACUUGACUGGCCGCUGGAAAACGAUCAACCAGGCUGAUAUAAUUGUCAAAAAGAUCAAUGGCGGAUUGUCGAACCUCCUGUAUUAUGUAAGUCUACCGGCGAAUGACAAUAACUCCCAGUUUAUCCAAGAUCAUUCCACAGCACCUCAAGGAAGUGAGGAUUAUGUCAAAUUGAAUUCUGAUAGUUCUGAUUGCGACAGUAUAAAUAAUAAUAGUAGUGAUGAGCCAUUAUCCUUAGCGGCAAGACAAUCUACCAGUGAGCCAAAUGAGGUCUUACUCCGCAUCUACGGAGAAGUCCAUGGCGAGGAAGACGACGCCUUAGCUGGCAUUAUCACAGAAUCUGUUGUUUUCGCAUUAUUGAGCGAAAGAAAUUUCGGGCCAAAACUAUAUGGAAUUUUUCCUGGUGGACGCCUCGAACAAUACCUCAAUGCACGCGCUCUACUAACCCAGGAAUUGGCAGUACCGAAAAUCUCACAGAAAAUUGCCGAGAAACUGGCAGAAAUACACACUUUGGAUAUCCCCAUGUCAAAAGAGCCAGAAUGGCUGUGGAACUGCAUUGAGCGAUGGCUUAAAACAGUGAACAAAAUUUUGGCGCGAAGCGAUUGGGGUGAUAAAGCAGCGCUGGUGAAUGAAGUGAAAAGUUUUGAUUUCCGCAAGGAAAAGGCCUGGCUGCAAUCGGUCAUCAAUCAAGGCAACUACAAAGUUAUGUUCUGUCACAAUGACAUGCAAGAGGGCAAUAUACUGCAUGCUAACUCGAGCAGUGAUAAGUCAAAUGGAGCGAGCAAUUACUCGAACGGUGAUACGAAACCUCUAAACAGUUUAUUAACCUGCGACGAUGCUGAUCCAGAUUUACAAAUCAUAGACUUUGAAUAUUGCGCGUACAAUUAUCGUGGUUUCGAUCUCGCCAAUCAUUUCAUAGAAUGGACAUUCGAUUAUAGUAACCCGGUGGCGCCCUACUUCUACCAAUACAAGCAACAAUACCCAACAAAGGAGCAACGUCAGAGAUUCUAUGUGGCCUACUUGCGAAAGAUCAAUGAAAAUGUGUUGGGUUACACACCCACACAGGCGGAAUUGGAGAGUGUGGAUGAUGAAGUGCGAGUGUUCUCAAUGUUCUCACACCUGUUCUGGAGUGUGUGGAGUGUUGUGAUGACACUCGCCACCAUUGAGUUCGGUUACUGGGAAUAUGGUGUGGCUCGUAUACGUGAAUAUCAAUUACUCAAAAGCAAAUUUGAGCGUGAACAUGCUCAGGAUUCGUGAUAGUCCGACUUGUGGUGAUAUUUGGAGUAAAGGCCCAGUUAGUUUAGACACUGAAUGUACGCAACUUAAGUUAACUUAAUUUUUUUAUAAAUCUGUAUUAUAAGAAACUUGAGGAACUGUACAAGUAGAUUAAAAAAGCUAUGCGAAUAGAUUAUGAACAAAAAAAAAACAAACAAAAAAUAAGUAGGUGGAUCCAAAGAAAUAUGCCUGCGGUAAUACUGAUUGGGAAUGUCUGUACAUAGCACAGAAGCCGGAUGUAAAUAGACUUUUAUACCAUGAUAUGUCAUGUCAUGUUGUGUUAUGU